Messenger RNA from Pseudogymnoascus verrucosus, 3551 nucleotides. RefSeq lists its product as uncharacterized. Lineage: Eukaryota; Fungi; Ascomycota; Leotiomycetes; Thelebolales; Thelebolaceae. The transcript has 9 exons. The coding region runs from base 804 to 3215 and encodes 803 amino acids. The record is from RefSeq and is a predicted model, not a curated record.
CCAUCCUUCUCAUAUCAUCGAAUUGAAACAUCGUAUAUCCAUAUAUCAUGACCACCUGUUAUGACCAUCUAUCACUGCCACGUCGCACAGAAUCUAGCACUUGCCUUUCGUGACUACAAGUGCGAAAGAAUUCCUUAAUUUCCCUGCCCAGCCUUGUUGGCUGUAGCUGUCACCGUGCAGGGCGUAUCUACCCACAGCAUAUCUAUCUACUCAAGAUCAGUAGCAAACCCGUCCAUCAAGCAUGCGUCGCCGGCUCUCCUCCUCUUUGACCGGCUCCAUACAAGAUACUCACAAUACUUCUAAUACUUCUAAUACUUAUUAUGCAGCCAUCCCGGUUGGGUGUAUGUGCGGCUGAAUCACUUGCACUUCCCAUCCCACACCGGUGAGCCAGCCUUGUUGUAACCCUGCAACCGGUGAGAAUCAACCACAUCAAACUUCCCCAUCUACAACCAACACAAUCCAACUCAAACCUGCACUGCCCAACCCCACGGCAUUUGCGGCCAACAAUCCACUUUCCUUCUCACCAUGUCUUUAUAUCUCUCUCUCUGAAACACUUGAUUGCUCUGUACUCCACAACCUCGAUCACAAUCACAAUCAACCAACCCAUCACCGCCUCCACUUCUAUCGCCAGUCACUUUCUAUUCCCAGCCUUGCUUGUCCUUGUUUUGCUUACUAUCCCUUCCUUUCCAAUUACCCUCUAUUCCCCGGAUAUUGCCUACCCAGGUGCGACGCCACCAUCACUGCCCUAUCGUCCAGAGGCCGCGCACUGAGCCACUACAACUUCCUACCUGAACGGAGUACUCAUGUCUAGUGUCCCCUCUGGCUUCGUUGCAUGGUCCGACGUCUCAUCCCGGCAGCGUACAGAAAGUAAGAUGUCACUAGACCGAAACGGCCGUAUCCCAAUCCCAACUGGAGGUGACGUCUCAGCUAGAAUGGCCAACCGCAAGAGAAAACACGACGUCGUCGUCGUCGACCCCUCCAACCCCCCCACUUCCAAGCGUCCUAGAUCCAUCCACCCACAGCACUUCAACCUCGCCAGUCUCCCCACAGACGAGCGAGUUCGCCAAGCAGCUACCCUACUACGCAUGCCCGUGACCCGCCUGCGGUCAGUCAUCUCCGACCUCGAGGAGGAAGAGCCUGAGCAGGAGCCCGAGCAGUUUGUGCCGUACUAUGACUGGCCGCUUUCUCAUCAACCCUCCAGAAUGAAACGCGGAAUGGGCCGGGGGAGGAGCACCCCGAAGCCUCGGUCAACUGGCUCGGUGGGCGAGAAAGCUGUGGGUGGGGAGGUGAACAAUUACACGGGAGGACAAGGAGAGAAGACGGUGUCACAAUGGAAUGGGCAAAUGGAUGGCUCGUCGGAGUUUUCGGAACCUGCAAGCCAAGGCGGGAGAGAUAGUACGUUUUGUUUCCCGAAGGAGGUUUUGGUGGAGUUUUUCUCAAAUUGGUGCUCUGUGGACGACGAACCUUCACGGGGCAAUGGAUACGAAAAUCAAUCGAUGCUACCACCUGCUUCGGCUUCCGCACCACAGUUUGUGGGAUCUCAGUUUAUGGACACCUAUCCUGAGAACUAUGGAACCUCGAUGGCUGGCCUCCCCUAUGCCUAUGACAGCAGUGGAGGCCAUAAUAGCUUUGCUAUGGAAACGUCCUUUAGCUGUGAUACCCCUGAAUUCAGUGGUCCAUGGAUGCAGCCCCUCCAACAAUACCAAGUGCAGACCCAACCCCAUAAGCAAGAGAUGACAUAUCUCCAGCCUCCUAGCUAUAUGGAAUCCAACCUAUCCUUUGCGAAUAACAAUGGAUAUCUCGAAGCACCACCCCCAGACUCUGGCUUUGUCUCCGAUGCCAGCCUUCCGCAGCAGAAGUCAGAGACUAGACAAGGCUCAGACAGCGGUCGCAGUGUAGAAGACACAGAGUCCUCACUGGCUGGUGCACCAACGCGCCGAGGGCCAUUCAAGAGCCAGUUUGACCGAGUUCAGACCGCGCAGACUCGGAAAGAUGGGUGUUGCCUCCGCUGUCGACACCAAAAAAUACGUUGCAUCCCGGACCCUGAAGACCCGAAAGGCGUCUGCCUCACCUGCAAGAAUGUGAAGGCGGCCAACAUGAAGGUGCAGAAGCCGACGUGCAUCCGCCACAGGAUCACAGAUGUUCGCCUCUACAAGAUGGGGCAGGUCCCUGGGCUCGAGUGGAGCCAGCGGUGGUCGAAUCGGACGCUGAAGGAAAUGGGUACGUGGGCGAGCGGAGAGACGAUAACUAUCCAGGUUAGCGAGGGGUAUACGUCCACGCCACUGAAACUGGUGGUUUCCGAGUUUAGGCCUGUGAAGGGAGAUGUGCUAGAACGCAGUUGGGUGAGCAGUGCGGGCGUGAAGAAGAAGGUUGCGAUCCCUUCGUAUGCUAUCAAGGACCUGGCGGCGGCACGAGACGCUUAUAAGAACUACAUAAAUCAAGGUGGACCAGAGUUCUUCCAAGGGGCUCUAGACCCUAAGGACAGGUUCCUUUGGAUGACCUAUAAUAUGGCCAUUACUACCUCUAACGAUCCGGAUAUUCCAACGGUCCAACGCAAACUCCUCAGGAUGGUUCUCCAACUCUGGGUUGCCAUCCGCCUGAAUACAAAGUCGACCAACAUAGUCGGUCCCGAGACUCUCGGCAUGGCCCCAGACAUUUUCGAUGCCACGCACCCGACGCCGGGCCGCAUCCCCAUUCCGCCCGUGAUGGGUAACCAGAUCGAGCUGAUCCUAUCCCGGGACAUCCAAGACCCGCUACGGAACGACAUUCUCGAUGCGCUGCAAAGGCUGAUAUAUUCCAACAAACCUGGGUGCUGGUUCACAAUCUACUUGUGCACCUUCAUAUUGCUGCAUAACUGCUCUAUGAUCACCAAGCAUGACUCGGCAUACGCUAGGAAGCAUGGGUUACAGGCCCGAUUUGCGCGACCGGCAAUGGUGGCAGAAUACCACGCCGGCGCCAUGGCGCUACUUGCACAUUUCCACCUUUGUAAUAAGGGCUCGUACCCGUUCAGCGCGGCUGCGGGCGAGAGGGUAGAUAUUCUGACUAACGCGGGGUUAACGGAGAAACAGAGCAAGUUUAUUGAAUCGACAAGGAAAUUUGUUAAUGGUAAUGCGGUCCGUUUUGAGGAGUUCCGUUGGGCAGAAGCAUUCGAUAAUGACUACUACUUCAUAUCCCAGCUGUACGAGCAGGACUGGAAACCUCGUAUCAAGAUCUGAGUUUCUGCGGCUGAGGCGGCUGAGGAGGCUCAACUACAGCACACCACACACUUUUUAUAAGAGUCAUGGGGUCUGACAUGCAGUCACUGAUGAAAUAUGAAAUACCCGGAAUGCUAUACAUUGCAGUGCAUUUGCAUUGCAUGAUAUCCACAUGCAGUUCGCCGAGCUGGGACGAGCAAACAAAUACGUUUUUCUACUUCAUUUACUGUUUUUGUGCUUUAAAAACAUGUAUAAUAGGCAAACAAACCCAAUCAGCAGGGUUCUGGGAAAAUACAAUACCCAGGGGACGGACGGAGGAAGGGGCGAUCAUGCGCCAUGGAGAAAUGGAGUCCGGAG